Molecule: messenger RNA, 729 nt
Organism: Ctenocephalides felis (cat flea)
Lineage: Eukaryota; Metazoa; Arthropoda; Insecta; Siphonaptera; Pulicidae
Product: epithelial discoidin domain-containing receptor 1-like
Exons: 5
Coding region: 1-729 (242 amino acids)
Biological process (GO): protein phosphorylation; multicellular organism development; positive regulation of kinase activity
Cellular component (GO): signaling receptor complex
Molecular function (GO): collagen binding; ATP binding; protein tyrosine kinase collagen receptor activity
Source: RefSeq, a predicted model, not a curated record
AUGGAUAUUAUUGACACUUCCAACUAUGAUUACGCUGUGCCAGAGUUAGGAACAGCACCUUUGCUACCUCCAGAACGUGGGGUUAGUGGGGCCAGUAGCACCAUAAGCAGUGGAACCACCGGUUGCGAACCCAAUGAGGUUGGAUAUUGCAGAGGAGGGCCUAGAUCAAGUGUACGAGGUGAAGGCAAAAAGAGUCCGACUCAACAAGAUGUUCUCAAUGCCUUGAAGAAACGCUUAGAACAAACAUCUGUGCCCGAAUUUCCUAGACAUAGAUUGCGAAUGCUAAGCAAAUUAGCCGAUGGAGCAUUUGGCACUGUGUAUAUUGCGGAAGCAGAUGGAAUUCCAGAAUACGGUUCCCAAACAUCCUUGGGCAAACGACUAGUUGCUGUUAAAUUCUUACUUCAAGAUGCUUCGGAGAAAGAAAAAGCCGAUUUCCACCGGGAUGUCCGCAUCUUAGGAGCCUUGGAAGACCCUCACAUCGCUCGUGUUUUAGGAGCCUGCUGGGAUGAGCCUUUGGCCGUCGUUUUAGAAUAUUUAGAACUUGGUGAUCUUAGAGCAUUCUUGUUAGCUUCCACUGGUCCAGGAGCAUUAGAAGGACCUCCUGCUCAUUUGGCAUCUGGUCAGGUGUUGACACCACACCAUCUGCUGCAUAUGGCAGCACAAAUCGCUGCUGGGAUGAGAUAUUUGGAGAGCCUCAAUUUUGUGCACAGGGAUUUGGCAACAAGGUAA